Metarhizium brunneum ARSEF 3297 is the source of this 879-nucleotide messenger RNA. NCBI's taxonomy places the organism in Eukaryota, Fungi, Ascomycota, Sordariomycetes, Hypocreales, Clavicipitaceae. The record is from RefSeq and is a predicted model, not a curated record.
AUGGAAUCCACCACGCCUUUCAAGGAGAGCUAUGAACUUGGAUACGCUCAAAUCCAACUGCGAAAUCUCACCUUUCCCUUCGCUCGUGACAAAGAACUGGCCGCUGUUGAUUGCCUAGCAGCCAUCUUCAAGGAAAGGUGUGAUCCGGAUGCCAUGGAAAACCAAAUUCCUGUCUUUGUGUCACCAAGUGAGCUUGCUCUUAUACUCACGCAAACACCAGGGAUCGAGUUGGAGACUUUGGCUCAUGGUCAGCCUCCUUUUCCGCGGCUAAAGCCGACUGGAAAUGUGCGUUGUUUACAUGGUAGACAACGUUAUGAAGCAGCCAUGCGGAAUUUCGGACCUGAAAAGUGGUGGAGUGUGCGAAUAUUUCGUAUACCGGAGGGAAGCGAUCCGGAGAUUUUGCUCUUACGUCACAUUGAUCAUAGCUCUCAUCAGAUGAAGCUUUCUGAUGGCGACGUAUUUCGCCAUGUCUUUGCAUGCCGACGAAUGCGCCAGCGUGAAAACGAGAAUUACUGGCACCUGCACUUGUCUAAAGACAAGAAAGGGGCUCUCAAGAGGAUACUGGAAGAUGAAGUAAUGUCUGAACUGUUGUACGAGUUAACGGAUUACCCUGGUCUUCGCAAUGGCUGGCAACUUGGCAACAUAGAUAAGCACUUUGCUGACAGGUGCCCUGAAGAAAUAUACAAUUAUCUGCGCCACAUCAAAGAGACCUGGAGAAAAAUUACCCUGAAUAAUUCGGAUAGCUUACACUCCUAUGCCCGUCCGCAAGCUAUGCCGACAACGAUAAGGUACGGCUUCUCAUGCGAUCUGGAAAGCUUUUCGGCAGCAUUUCAGAUUCUCAUCUACGCGGACAAAUUGAGCAGCAGCUGCUCGGGAUAG